This is a messenger RNA of Microplitis mediator, 3616 nucleotides long. Its product is annotated as protein bunched, class 2/F/G isoform-like. The record is from RefSeq and is a predicted model, not a curated record. NCBI's taxonomy places the organism in Eukaryota, Metazoa, Arthropoda, Insecta, Hymenoptera, Braconidae. The transcript is spliced from 3 exons. Gene Ontology annotation, biological process: regulation of transcription by RNA polymerase II. The coding region runs from base 896 to 3097 and encodes 733 amino acids.
UUCGUGGCUCUGGCGAGAGUAUCCGAAUGUACUGGCAGCCAUUUUUAAACUGCUCACCUGCAACAAGAGUAGAGAGACGAGAAGAGAGACAUGGACGUUAAUAUAAAUUUUCAAUGGAUAUUUACGUAAAAUAAUAAUAGUAAUAAUAAUAACUAAUGGAUUUUAUUUAACAUUUUAUUUUAUAUAUUUAUAAAUAUUGUGGGUGAUUUUAUUUAAAGGUGAUUCGAUUAGAAAUUUAUAUUAAAAAAAUAUAUAUGUAUAUAUAGAUAGAUAUACAUAUAUAUAUACAUAUAAAAAGUUGUGAUUGAGAAGGAAAGACAACACGGAUUUAUGAGAAAAGUGAGAUAGAAGAGGGUUAACAACUGGAAGUGAGAAAAGGAGGAUAUAACGAAGAAAUUAAAGUGAGAAGUUGGUCUGGGCUAAAUAACUAGCAAAGGGGCCCUGUGGAUUUAAACUACAGUCGAAAUGGUGGACUGUCAACAUCAAGGAAUAAUGAUAAAAUGUUGUUAAUUAAUAGUGGUAAAUUAUUUAAAUGUACGAAUAGACUUUGACUAACAGCUUUGGGGCAUUAAUUAAUUUUAUUAUUAUUAUUUAAUAUUUUUGUUGUUUAUUUUAAAUUAAUUUUAACGAUAUUUAUUUUUAUGUUGUGAUAUUAAAUAAUUAUCGUGAUUAUAUUAUAUUAUAAUAAUAAUAAUAAUAAUAGGAAUAAUAAACGUCGUGGUUGAUAUCGUCGUCAUCGUGGUUGUUGUCGUUGUGAUCGUAAUCGUCAUAACCAUUGACGUCUUAAAAAUAAAAUAGUUAAGACGUAAAGAUGUCAGUUUCAAUAAUAAUAUAUAUAAGAGAGAGUAUGCAUAGUACAGAGAUAGAGACUGAGAAAUGUUAAGUUCCGUCAAUAAUGGGAGAUAAUGUGCACAGAAAAUCGCACAAACAGUCGGAAAAUAUUAAUAAUAAAAAACAAAUUAACGCAAUUAAUCGUACGACAACGGAGACUAUGAGACUUGGUGAGCCAGACAGAACACACCCGGCGUUGGGUCUGUCUGUGCCUAGCAACAUCACGCCGAGUAAUCAGUGUAAGAAAAAAACAUCGUCAUUUCAAAUAACAAGCGUCACUGUUGGCAGCCGUAUGAGUAAUGACGCCGGUGAAGAUUCAAAUGAUGAUCUUGAUGAGUCACACGGUGAAGAUACAUCUAUUGAGUUAUCGAGAAUUACGGAUAUUGAAACACCAAGUUAUUCAGAGGAUACAUUUUCAAAAGAGGAUGUUUUUUUUAAUGCCAGUAAUGCUGCUUUAAGUACUGCACCCGUUAUACCGACUAGUUCACAGUACGGACUUGCCAUAGUACCGUCCGAAGGUGGUAAUGUUAAUAAUUCAACAAACGACACCAAUAUUAACACACUUGACAUUGCAUCUGUUACUGAUAAUAAUAUUAUUAAUUUGUUGUCGAGUACCGCUAAACAGGACACGGAUAUCCGGGAGGUACACUCACAUGGACGUAAUGAAAGAUUUAAAGUUGUCAAAAUCGAAAGCACGGAACCAUUCAAACGGGGCCGAUGGACGUGCAUGGACUACCUUGACCACACCAAUUCUGUUAAUCAGUCAAAUGCCAUUGGUACACCAAAAGUAUCCGAUCCAAAUGAAGUAUGUAUAUCAUAUGGCGUCACGGACGGUGGAAUUAUUGCGUUAGAUCCGUCAAAGUCUUUGACUUCUGAAGACAACGGCAUCAUAAACGUCGAUAUGAAUGGUCAUGCGACCCAUCAAGAUAUUAUUACCUCGAUGAUUUCAAGUACAGCUGCUGCUGCUUCUGCUUCUUCUUCUUCUUCGACUGCUGCUACAGCUGCUGGUUAUCCUGUUAGUAAUAAUUCGUUACCUCAGAGUGUGCAGCGCAAUGUACCACCGGUUCAAACCCAACCGCAGGUUCAACAGCCUACUCAGAUACCCCAAUACUUCCAAUCAUCACCACAACAACAACAGCAACAGCAACAACAAUUAGCUUCUCAACAACACCAACACCAGCCACAAGGUGGACAGCAACAAGGUUCGACGUUACCAGCAAAUUUACAAAAUACACAUCCUAAUAAUUUGGGACAGCCUCAAAGUAUGCCUCAAGGCUCUAUUCCUAUUAUUACUCAGACUAAUAAUAACAAUGUGACGCCACAACAAAAUAUAAGUCACACGAAGGAGGAUAAUACGUAUGUAACAGUAAGCUCACAAAAUCAAUCCAUGCCAGGUCAAAAUGUUUGUCAAUCGUCAGUACAAUCAUCAGCAUCAAGUUCUCAGGCAUCCAAUAUCCUUGUUGCGCAACAUCAGCCUCAACAACAACAACCUCAGCCUCAACAGCAGCAGCAGCCACCACAACAACAACAAGGAUUACAAGCCCCGACAUCAAUGACUCAAAUUUCCGAGCCAAUGAACACGUUGCAGAACAUGCAAGGUAUGCAGAGUAUCCAUAAUGUCCCUCAGUCAGGUGGACAGCAACCAACUUCAACGAUUCAUGUUCCUGGUGGUCCUCUUCCCAAUCAAGUUAUUGCUCCUACGUCAAUGCAACAACAGCAGCAGCAACAACAGUCACAACCAACGGGUGGUGCUAAUACUCAGGUACAGAUGACCCAAGUGUCUGGCAACUGUCAAAAUGUUGUCAGUGGAAUUCAACAGCAGCAGCAGCAGCAGCAGCAGCAGCAAGGUUCUAUGGGCUUUCAUCAACCCGACAUAGAGCUGGACUCAAUGUCGGGAGGACUAAGUAAUGCCGGCAGUAGUCAAUUAGCGGACGCGGCGCUCCUUGAAUGCCUUGCUGAGGUAACACAGACCUAUGAUGACCAUCAUACACUCGAAGACAAUGAAAGUAUGCCGGGGACAAGUGCUGUAGCUAUUGAUAACAAGAUUGAACAAGCUAUGGAUUUGGUAAAAAGUCAUCUGAUGUUUGCUGUAAGAGAAGAAGUUGAAGUAUUGAAAGAAAAAAUAGCCGAGUUAAUGGAUCGUAUAAAUCAGCUCGAGGCUGAAAAUUCAAUUUUAAGAGCACAUGCGACUCCCGAAACACUGGCUCAAUUGAGCCAAUCGACAACCAAAUUACCCCAAAAUAACAAUCCAGCAAGUGGUCAAUAGGUAAUCAUCCGAUGUAAAUAAUAUAAGUUUCUAUCAAUACUUCGUCUCAUAAUUGAUAAUAUAAUUAUUGUAUAUAACUUUACGAUUUUUAGAAAUUUAUAAAUAAUGAGAUUUAUUAUAUUAUACAUAUUAGUAUUAGCGAAAAAAAAGAAAAAAAAAUGAAAAUGAAAAAGAAAAGCAACAUUUUUUUUUUUUUUUUUUUAAACUAAGUAAAUUAAAAGUUAUAGAUUAUUUUUUACUAUUGCAGUUUAUUUAAUUCAAUUAAAUAUAUACGUAUAUGUAUGUAUAUUUUAUAAGUAUAUAUUUAAUUGGAAAAUAUUACUUUUCUCAAACAACUAUAAUGGCUCGACACGCUUCAUUUUACAAUUAUACUUAAAAUUAUUAUUAUUAUUUUUUAAAAAUUCAUUGGGGCCUGAAAUAAUUUAAUGGAAUUUUAACAGACAUACACAUAUACACACAUACAUACAUACAUACGAAAAAAAAUAAAAUAAAUGUCAGGGACGCAUUCGUGAGUGAAAA